Notolabrus celidotus (New Zealand spotty) is the source of this 2080-nucleotide messenger RNA. It is a transcript of the gene sprtn, whose product is annotated as sprT-like domain-containing protein Spartan. Lineage: Eukaryota; Metazoa; Chordata; Actinopteri; Labriformes; Labridae. The transcript is spliced from 5 exons. The record is from RefSeq and is a predicted model, not a curated record. Bases 250 to 2025 code for a protein of 591 amino acids. Gene Ontology annotation, cellular component: nucleus. Gene Ontology annotation, molecular function: metalloendopeptidase activity; single-stranded DNA binding; polyubiquitin modification-dependent protein binding. Gene Ontology annotation, biological process: DNA repair.
CCGGUGUUUUGUAAAGGCUUCACUCCACAGCCGUUGACGCUAGCUUAGGUAUGACAGCUAGCUACCGACUUCCUCCAAUAUGAAGGUUUUUGUUCCCUUUCUGAUCUCAUGGUGUGAAUCAGAGUUUAUAUAAGUAUGUUUGUGUUUUAACGGACCGAGUCGUAGCUGUUAUUUGAUGUUUUUAGAGCUCUGGAGAAGCUACACCAGCCGAAGCUCCCAUAGCUAGCUCAACCUACGUCAUCUGUUGUGAUGGAUGGAGACUUGCUGCUCGCCAUCCAGCUGCAGGAGCAGUUCAACAAUGAAUACGAGACCUCAGUGUUAUCAAACAGCUCUGAGGAAGCUGACCUGGGACAGAGCAACAAGAAGAGGAAGGUGGAGGUCAGAGGAGGAGGGGGCAGUGAUGUUGUCCCGUACUGGAGGGCAGCUGCCAAACCAGAGAGGCCUCUCUCCAUCGUGGAUGAGACCUGGGAGACUUUGGACCCCAACCCUGAUGUCAGAUCCAUGUUCCUGGAGUUCAAUGACACGUUCUUCUGGGGUAAGCUGAGUGGUGUUGAAGUGAAGUGGAGCCCAAGAAUGACACUGUGUGCUGGAGUGUGUUCCUAUGAGGGCCGAGGCGGACUGUGUUCAAUCAGACUCAGUGAACCUCUGCUGAAGCUCAGACCGAGAAAGGACCUGGUAGAGACCCUCCUCCAUGAAAUGAUCCAUGCGUUGCUGUUUGUGACCCAGAACAACAGAGACCGAGAUGGUCACGGCCCUGAGUUCUGCAAACACAUGAACCGGAUCAACGACGCCACAGGGACAAAGAUCUCUGUCUACCACAGCUUCCACGACGAGGUGGAUGUGUACCGGCAGCACUGGUGGAAAUGCGACGGGCCCUGUCAGCAACGCAAGCCCUACUUCGGCUUCGUGAAGAGGGCCAUGAACCGGGCUCCCUCCUCACAGGACCCCUGGUGGGAGGACCACCGGAGGUCAUGUGGAGGGACCUACACCAAGGUGAAAGAGCCUGAAGGGUACGGCAAAAAAGGCAAGAAGGAUGGAAAGAAGGAUGGAAAAAAGGACGGGAAGUCGUUAGAGAAGAAGGCCCCGGGACAAGGAAAACCUUCAAGCAUCACUGCAGGUUCUGGACUUCAGGACAUCAGGAACAUUAUCCCAUUCAGCGGCAAAGGCUUCCUACUUGGAGGGAUGUCUCAAAACCCAGCAUCCUCCUCUCCAAAGAAACUCCUCACCCCGUCUCCUCCAAUUAAAAGUCUCCGUUCUCCAGACAGCUAUGCAGUCUCCAAACCUUUCACCUCUGUCAGACCUGCUGCUGCUACAGGACCAAAACCUCCUAUAAAGAGGUCUGUCGGUAACACAAGGGUUUUUGUUAACAUCAACGGCUCGCCUGUGAGGAUCUCCAGACCCAGCAGCAGCAGCAGCAGCAGUGGUGGUAAUCAAGAAGUGAAUAAAGCCAAACAGAAGUCCAUCGAAGACCUCUUCUCCUCCCUGAGUCAGACCUCCAACUCAAUCACACACACUAAGAAAGACUCACCAAACUCUACAACAAGUGCUACCUCCACAUCUUCCUUCUCUUCCAAACAACAAAGUAACAACUCAGCUUCCUCUCAGAACAUAUCCAGACCUAGUCUCAGUGCUCCCAGAGAGUCUAAAGAGUCUAAAGGCAGCCCCGCUCAACCGACGCAGUCCAAGUAUUUCAGUAACUCUAACAGUGACGGUGUUUCCAGGAAGAGGGCGUGGGACGAGCGCAGCAGCUCAGCCAGCAUCUUUGACUUCUUCCAGAAGACGUUAGGCAGCGAUUCAGGAUCCCCCAGGGACUCUGGGAGGACAAAACCACCUGCAAUGCAGCAGAGAACCACCACCACUACUGCCACUGCUACAACCUCCUCCUCCUCCUCCUCUGCGUCUUCCUCCUCCUCCUCCUCCACCUCCUCCUCUGCAUUGAUGGUCAGCUGUCCCGUGUGCCAAGCGAAGGUGCAAGACUCAAAGAUCAAUCAGCAUCUUGAUUCCUGCCUCUCCUCGAUGGCGUGAAGGGAGGGUGCAAGAAAAAGUCUGAUGCAAUAUAAAACAACUUCCAAAAGGUUGA